CCUUUGCAACAUGAAGUUCUACACACUCUUUGUUUUUGUACUGGCCAUGCUGGCGAUGGCUAUUGCUCAUCCAAAUCCUGAACCACAACAAAUUUAUCCUUAUGGGGGUGGUGGCGGUGGUGGAGGAGGUGGUGGUGGAGGCGGCGGCGGCGGUGGUGGAGGUGGUGGUAGAAAGUAAUGACUGUAUCAGAUCGCUUGGCAGUUUCAAAUUUUUAACGGCAGUAUUUGUGGGAAAUGAGUUGUUUAAUAAUAAAAAAUGCACACCUGCAUACAUACAAA
Molecule: messenger RNA, 279 nt
Organism: Anastrepha ludens (Mexican fruit fly)
Lineage: Eukaryota; Metazoa; Arthropoda; Insecta; Diptera; Tephritidae
Product: eggshell protein 1-like
Exons: 2
Coding region: 11-178 (55 amino acids)
Source: RefSeq, a predicted model, not a curated record